UUUGGGCAGCCAUGAAGAUCGACAUGACAGCCCCCGUGACCACGCUGGUCAUCCCCGGAGAAGGACCCAACUGCGAGAACAACUUCACCAUGAGCUUCUACGUCCCCGCCGCCCACCAAGACAACCCGCCCACGCCCACCAACCCUGACGUGUACAUCGAAGAGCGACCGGAACUGCACGUGUUCUCCAGGAGGUUCCACGGGUUCGCCAGCGACGAGGACUGGAUCGUCAACGCCGCGCAGCUUCACGACGACCUGGUGGCAGCUGGCGAGGUGGGCGUCGACUUCCAGACCUACUACACUGCUGGCUACGACUCUCCCUACGUUAUCAUCGGUCGCAACAACGAAGUCUGGUUCAUGAAGAAUGACAUGAAUUGAUCCUCACUUACUUUAUGUCAACUUAUUUAUUAUUUAUUGGUAUUAUUAGAGAUAUGCAAACAUAAACAUACACUUACUGAAGAAAGAAUCUUUUUUUAUCCUCAUGUAUAAUGAGACUAAUGCAUAACGCAACCUAUUUAAAUGUAAAGAUGUUCAGAAAAGCAUUAAUUUAGAAGUAGGAGAUUCAGUGAAAGGGGUUACUAUACUUGUCACAGUAAUUUUGCAUCCUAAACACUAUUUGUUUGGUGGUAUGUGGACCUACAGAAGAGCUAGUGGUUCUUCACUAGCAAUUUGUUUCUCAAUCGACUUUUUACUUUUGACUGUUCAUCGAACAGACAAGCAGAAAUAUAAGAUUACUCACGUUUGUAAUGACUGAAAUAUUCACAGUUAAAAUACUUAUAUGCAGUUAA
This is a messenger RNA of Penaeus monodon (black tiger shrimp), 787 nucleotides long. RefSeq names its product heme-binding protein 2-like. The transcript has 2 exons. Lineage: Eukaryota; Metazoa; Arthropoda; Malacostraca; Decapoda; Penaeidae. The coding region runs from base 12 to 377 and encodes 121 amino acids. The record is from RefSeq and is a predicted model, not a curated record.